GGCUCCGCUGCGCAGCUCGCCGGCCCCCACAGCGGCACCAUGAAGGCUCUGCUGCUCGCCGCGCUGGCUGCGGUGCUGUGCGUGGAGAAAGCCCAUGCGCUGAUCUGCUUUUCGUGCUCGGAUGCAUCCUCCAACUGGGCCUGUCUGAAGCCUGUCAAGUGCGGGGAGAAUGAAAACCACUGCGUGACAACGUAUGUCGGAGUGGGAAUCGGCAGCAAGUCUGGGCAGUCCAUCUCGAAAGGAUGCUCUCCAAUCUGCCCCAGCGCCGGGAUUAACCUCGGCAUAGCAGCAGCCUCUGUCUACUGCUGCGACUCCUUCCUGUGCAACAUCAGUGGUUCCAGCAGCGUGAAAGCCAGCUACACGAUCCUGGCCUUGGGCAUCCUGGUCAGCUUCGCCUAUGUCCUCAGGGCUCGAGAGUGAUGGGGCCGGGCUAGGAAGACCCGACGCCCUGGGCACGUCCUGCACAGAGCGGCGCUUCGGUGGCCGGUGGUGCCCCGUCUUCCAAGUGCCCAUCUCAGAUCUCAUUAGCCAAUAUCUUCUCUGUCGCUGUCCACAAGGAGACCCUGUGCUUCUCAGCAGGCCUCAAAGAUGAUUGUUUCCCAGACUUCAUGCUCUUUCAGCAUCAGAGACCUGGGAGGUUUGGACUGGACAGUUCUCCUCCUGCUGUGGACAUACCCCACUGCACUCUUACACCUCCUGGCAAAAGGUGGAUUGUUUUGGAAGAGUUUCUGCUUUUAUACCUGUUACCCCUGGUUUCUAAGAUUGAUUAAGACAAGAUUAGGACUCGACAAGAAACAGUUAUCCACAAGCAUCACUAAACCCAGUGUUUAGACGUUCCUGCCUCUGCAGAGGUUGCUGGUGUUGCCAUGUCCCAGCACGAGGCCACUGGGAAUGCAUGACCCAAGGUGGGGACGUGUUCCUGGCCUCUGCAGCUGGAGUCUCUUUUUUAAAUAAUGUCAUUUUUUCUU
Messenger RNA from Nothoprocta perdicaria, 968 nucleotides. RefSeq names its product lymphocyte antigen 6E. The record is from RefSeq and is a predicted model, not a curated record. Gene Ontology annotation, molecular function: acetylcholine receptor inhibitor activity. Bases 40 to 420 code for a protein of 126 amino acids. The transcript has 3 exons. Lineage: Eukaryota; Metazoa; Chordata; Aves; Tinamiformes; Tinamidae.